Penicillium pulvis is the source of this 1815-nucleotide messenger RNA. Its product is annotated as MFS transporter. The coding region runs from base 1 to 1815 and encodes 604 amino acids. Lineage: Eukaryota; Fungi; Ascomycota; Eurotiomycetes; Eurotiales; Aspergillaceae. The transcript has a single exon. Gene Ontology annotation, biological process: transmembrane transport. Gene Ontology annotation, molecular function: transmembrane transporter activity. The record is from RefSeq and is a predicted model, not a curated record.
AUGGCAACAGAGGCACCUCCAGUGGAGGGCAAGGCCUCAUCGAACCUCCCAAACUCGGUUCCUUUCUGGCGACUAGUAACCGAGCCUGGAGUGGUCACCCAAGCAGUGGUGGACCAUUUCUAUGAAGGAUCUGGAACAGAUGAGGAUCCUUAUGUUGUGAACUGGCUGCCAAAGGACUUUCGAAACCCGCUUCAACUCAGCACACCGAUGAAAUGGUCCAUCACUAUGGUGGCCGCCAUGGAGACCCUCGUUGUGGCUCUUGUAUCCUCCGCCUAUACAGGUGGUAUCGCGCAGAUUGAGGAACAAUUCGUCACAACCACCGAGAUCGCAACCCUGGGAGUAUCUCUAUAUGUGCUUGGAUUUGCAUUGGGUCCCUUGCUCUGGGCUCCUAUGAGUGAAAUGUUUGGUCGCCAGGCAGUCUUCAUCGGUACCUACUGUGGUUUGACCAUCUUCUGUGCCGCAACCACAGGAGCAAAGAAUAUUCAGUCGUUGAUCGUGUUUCGCUUCCUAGCCGGUGCAUUUGGCUCAUCCCCAUUCACCAAUUCGGGUGGUGUGAUUGCAGAUAUGUUUGCUGCCCGAGAGCGAGGCUUGGCACUAUCUGCCUUUGCAUUAGCUCCUUUCCUCGGCCCGGUUAUCGGUCCAAUCAUUGGUGGCUUCCUGGGUAUGAAGGCUGGGUGGAAAUGGGUCAUGGGUCUAUUGACCAUUCUCUGUGGUGUGAUGUGGUUCCUCGGCGCUGCGCUUAAGCCGGAAACAUACGCCCCGGUUCUGCUCCGCCAACGUGCCAUCACUCUCUCUAAACUGACUGGCAAAGUGUAUAUCAGUAAGCUUGACAUCGAUCAAGGACGUCCGGACCUGAAAGAGUCUAUGAAGAUUUCCCUUUCUCGUCCUUUCAUCCUGCUGUUCAAGGAGCCUAUCGUCCUCAUUCUUUCCAUCUACCUCGCCAUCAUCUACGGAACCCUCUAUAUGCUUUUCGGCGCAUUCCCCAUCGUCUACGAGAUUCACCGAGGAUGGAACCAGGGUGUCUCUAGUCUUGCCUUCCUUGGAGUUAUGGUGGGUAUGCUGGGUGCGAUUGCUUACUCAAUUCCUGAAAAUAAUCGCUACGGACGUCUCCUUGUCAAAAACGGAGGCUAUGCGCCGCCCGAGGCUCGUCUUCCUCCAUGCAUGGUCGCCUCGAUCGCCCUCCCCAUCGGUCUGUUCUGGUUCGCAUGGACCAACUCGCCCUCGGUUCACUGGAUGGCCAGUAUUGCUGCCGGUGUGCCAUUCGGAUUCGGCAUGGUCCUCGUCUUUUUGUGUGUCUUCAACUAUCUGAUCGACGCCUACACCAUCUUUGCUGCCUCGGUCCUUGCUGCCAACUCUCUUCUGCGGUCGAUGUUCGGUUUCGCUUUCCCUCUCUUUACCACCUACAUGUUCGAAAACCUCGGAAUCCACUGGGCUUCCUGUGUCCCAGCCUUCCUCGCUUUGGCCUGUGUACCCUUCCCUUUCAUCCUUUACAAGAAGGGUCUAUCUAUUCGCAAACACUGCAAAUACUCUGCGCAGUCAGAAGCCUUUGUCCAGAACAUUAUCAAGACCAUGGCACAAGCCGAGGCAACCGUUGAGACGGAAGAAUCCGUGACUCGUGUUCCAACCACCUCUGAAGCCGAUGACACUGUCCAAUCUGCUGUGCAAAAGGAGAGCAAUGCCGACGUCCACUCUCUUGCUCGAUCCGUGUCGCGCGCAUCUACUACCCGUAUGUCGACGGAGAUUCAGAGGGUUGCCACGUAUGAAGCCAAUCCAUAUAAUAUCGACCGUGUUCACACUCGUGAAUCGUUCAAAUGA